Molecule: messenger RNA, 3128 nt
Organism: Dissoconium aciculare CBS 342.82
Lineage: Eukaryota; Fungi; Ascomycota; Dothideomycetes; Mycosphaerellales; Dissoconiaceae
Product: kinase-like protein
Exons: 2
Coding region: 294-2813 (839 amino acids)
Biological process (GO): protein phosphorylation; mitotic DNA damage checkpoint signaling
Cellular component (GO): nucleus; cytoplasm
Molecular function (GO): protein binding; protein serine/threonine kinase activity; ATP binding
Source: RefSeq, a predicted model, not a curated record
AUUCGCUGGCUGGACAGGGAUCACUCUACACAGAUCAUUCCACAAGAGUGCGCCUUAAUCCGGGAGGCUCGAUUGCGGCAUUUCGUGAGAAUGCUUGUAUUCAAGUACUUCUUUAUUUUUGUCCUGUGAUACUUCACCACUCUACGCGCCAGUGCAAGCUGAGCUGGGACGGUUCGUGUAACACAAACCAGCGCACAUCACAAUUCGGCACUGCUUAGACGCCGGGAUAGCAAACGACACAGGCUUCAUACAGUGCUCCUGUUAUCGACUAUGGCGAGCAUCAAAGACUUAAGAUGGGCGCGGGAUUGCAAGCAAUUCAGGAAAGUUCACGCACCACCGCAGCCAUGGCAGAUCACAGCAUUUUUGCGGUCCUCGUGAACGCGGAGGUUUUGUUUGAUCCCGCAUUCACUGGGUCUUGGAAUCCCCACCACUUUGAACCAAGAUCAGCAAUUGAUACGUUUCUUGACACUGAUGUCAAGAGUCACUUGAAUGACUAUAAACACCCGGGCAAAUUUGGAGAUCUUCAAAGAGGUGCCCAUCUUGUCUUGACUCUGGAUCGACUGCCGAAAGAUCCUGCCAAAGGAUGGGUGAUUGGACACGACAAAAACGUAUGCGAUAUCUAUGUCGGGAUCGGGACUGGUCACAUAAGCGCGGAGCAUUGCAGGAUUCAGAUCGAUGAUCAACAUCGCGUUUGGCUAUUCGAUCAAUCUUCUCACGGCACCAUCGUCGCCUAUGGACGUCACUGUAGCGGUCUGCGUCGUUCAGAUCGAUUCUUCCUCCACAGCCGGUUUCGAUCCGUAGAUGUGGACUGGAAAAAGAUUCGAAUCGAAGUAGAUCACACAAAAUUCUACAUAUACUUUCCAAACCACAACUCUCCACACCCAGAAUACGAAGCGAAGUUGAGGCGGUACUGUGAAGCGGCACAAGAUGCUCUACCUCCAAUGCAUGGGCUGGGUCUGGCAAGUAGGAUUACCACUAUGCAGCCUACUGAAGCCGCGCCCUCAGGCCGUCAGGUUUCUCCAUUCAUGAUUGAUAUGCAAACACUGUACAAAGUUGAUCACUGCCAUGUCACUGUGGCUUUCAACACUCGCGAAGGGUACGUUUGUGUGCAAAAGAAGACGUUUCACACACAAAGAGCGAAUCACAGAUUGGCGGGUCAGACUGAAGAAGCCUGGCUAGCCAAGACCCGUGAGCAAGUCGCAACUAUGCAGAAAUUAAAUCACCCGAACAUAGCACGCGUGCUCGACUUCUGGGAACAGCCAUCCCCAACUUUACUCAUGCCGUACUACUCGGGUGGGGAUCUCCACCACUUCCUCUGCGAACGUGACCGGCGACCUUUAGAGGUUACAAAGGUCCGUGAUCUCAUGCGUCAGCUCUUAAGCGGCGUUGCAAAGCUUCAUGCGCGCGGUGUUGUACACCGCGACUUAAAAUCUCUCAACAUUGCCAUUGAAUCGAGCGACAAUCCUUUUUCGGUGGUGAUUCUCGACUUUGAUCUUGCAAGUACCAACCCAAAUGGAGUGAUGAGAACAGUGUGCGGCACUCAAGGCUAUUUCGCUCCAGAGAUCUAUGACAGAGAUAAGACAAGCAGGAAGCCGGUGGGAUAUUCGUCGAAGGUCGAUGUCUGGUCAUUGGGCAUGGUUUUCCUGGAAGCCAUCAGGCCCGAUUUCGCGAAGGAGCUACACGGAGAGUGUGCGACUCACGAAUAUAAUGGCACACCCGCGGGAUUCAGUCUGAAUCAUUAUGUCAGGUUCGUCAAUGAAGAACUGACACGACUGGACGGCAACGUACAGUUCAGCCAAGGCGAAAAGAAAAUUAUCAAAGCGAUGCUGGACGCAAAUCCAAAAAACAGAGUCACCGCCGCCCAAUGUCUCGAAUAUGCUUGCGACAUCGGCCUCUUCCGCAAGAGCAAUGAAGGGGAAUUCAUCUACGAGGCUGGGAGAGGACCAAUCACGGACUUACCGGUGCUGCCCGUUGAAGAGAACCUUGCCACAAUCGCCGAGCACGCUCAAGAGGAUGACUCGGCGCCUCCUGCGGCUGAAGCGGGACCGUGCUACAACAUCCCCUCUGAAGCUACUACUCAUCAGGAAAGUGGCAAUAACACCCCUCGUGCGACUGAAUGUGACACUCCACAGGUGUUUGUUUCAUGCGUUGAGGAAAUAGAUGAUACCCAAGGAGAGGAGGAGCCCGACGAGUACUCGCCAGCUCCCAGUGGAAGCAGAGCGCCUUUGCAUCCUGACUUUUUCCAGCCAUCCGAUUAUCGCGGGUCUUACUAUGUUGAGACUCCGCGGUUCGUCGAGAGCGAGGCUGUGCGUGUAUUGCCAGAUGAAAAGGACAAUGUCACGCCACACCCAAUCGAGAUGUUGCCUGAGACUUCGACGGCUUUCGGGUGGGACGAUGAGACUCCGCAGGUCAACGAGAUGGACGAUGAGACUUCACCGGCUAUCGAGACGGAUGCUGGAUAUGAAGUCUCGGUCGAGCCAUCUUCUACUGCUGGUUCUGACGAUAGCUUUGUCGGGACUACUGCGGCGCACGCUCCUGGGCAAUCUGUCAAAGCGUCGACUGACACUUCAUCGAGGGUGUCAGGCGACGAGUUGGCAAGCUUUGUUGAACAUCAAAGCGAGAUCGUGUGUGGAGGUGACCACAAUCAUGAAGAUCAGACAGAUAAUGCGUCUACAGGCAGCGCUGUCCAGAACUUGAUCCACGUUGAGUUGUUAGAAAGCUCUAGCUGGAAGCGUCGCGCGCCAGACGAUGAUGAGGGAAGCACUACUGACGCUCAAGCCGGCUCUACGAAACGGGUCAAGGCCUCCCUGUAGUUCGUUGAAACAAAACGUGAUUUGGAUGAUGAAGUCGACGUGGCACCUUGAACUUCGCUGCACCACUCCUGUUUACAUAGAGCCACAUAGGGCAAACUCACAGCAAAUUUAGACUGUGUACUGUAUUCGAAUGUUUGGAUGAUAUACAAUGAAACGAUGUAAGCUAUUAUUAACCUCUGGCAAUUAAUGAAAACAAUUCCCCAUCGUAUAUCCAGCGCUUCAGUCCAUUGGUAGUAUCUCAUUGUGCUGUGCCAUGCAAGUUGCCGUUGCCACUCCUCACAUGAAGGUGUAUCGGGCACAAAGGGUUAAACACAC